GCUCAGGACGAGUUAACGAAGAAUUCAAAGAAAGUUAAGAGGAGGCUCUGACUUGUAAAGUAGUCGAAGUGAAAACUUGCCGGCACAGUAGUCUGAUUAGAACCCCUCUGGGAACAGCUGAGCUACGAUCAUUCACUUCAUGGGAACCUCUCCUUUUCGUUGGUAUAGUAUAAUAAGUUAAAAGUAAAAUUUGAUGAAAGGAGCCGGUCCUAAAACAGACUUAAUCCACCCUGAAAAAAGGCAGCAGCAGGACAUUGUCAGCGAGCCAGACCCCCACGCCAACCCCUUUCGAUGGACGUGCAGGUUAGACUCCGCCCUUCCGCUGCUCUCGGCUAUUUCAGCGCAGUCCUUCUGCCUUUUCUACCACAAGACUUUGUAAAGGCCGACAGAGACGGAAUAAUGCCAGCGGCUUCUCAAAUGGGAUUUGGAGACUUCUUGUUUGGGAAGACUAUGGGCCUUCCUCAGGGAUACCAGAACGUGCUAUUGGGAUGUGCACCGCCAGUUUCUCAUCCAUCGGCACCUCCGAAUUCUUUCCUGCCGCCUACUGGGGUGCAGGGUUACCGCUUCAUUCCCUACCCACACAUGACUCCAGUGGGCCAACUGAGUCCACCCUUUGACCUGAAGGCUGCAUCUCCCUAUCACCAGGCUCUUUUGAGCCAGACCACCCCCUUUUACUCUCCUUAUCGGGCCCUGGUGACAGAAGACCCAAGCCGAGUGGUCAAAGCCGCCACCCGGGAAAGCACAACCGCCCUAAAAGCCUGGCUCAACGAGCACCUUAAGAACCCCUACCCUACCAAAGGCGAGAAGAUCAUGCUGGCCAUCGUGACUAGGAUGAGCCUGACUCAAGUGUCCACUUGGUUUGCCAACGCUAGGAGGCGACUGAAGAAGGAGAACAAGAUGAGCUGGGUGCUGGCAAGGAGCAAAUCCGACGAGGAGGAGAGUGAUGGGGAUGAGGAUGAGAGUACGGGUAAAGGAGAAAGUGGGGAAGAGGAGGAGGAGGAAGAGCAAGACAUCGAAUUGCACACCUCAGUGGAGUCAUGUGAGAAGGAGGCAUCAAACCAUGAGCCUCACCAGAGCACAGGAGGGUUCCCUGAAAUGGCCAGCAGCCUUACUGUGGAUAACAAAAUGCAGGCAUAUAAACACGAUCCACCCAAAAAAUUGGAAGGCAAGGUAGACGUUAACGAACUGACGGAUCGAAAGGAUGCUGCACACAAGGGUCUGGAGCCAAAAGAGAGCACAGAGCCCCCUAAGCCUAAAAUCUGGUCUUUAGCCGAGACUGCGACUUCUUGUUCAGCCACGGGUUCGGGUAACAAAACAAACCUCAGUCAUAACAGCAACCAGGACAUUGGAGCUUUGUGGGCGGAGCUGGCCAUCAGGAACGGACACUACUUUCCGGUUCAUUUUCCCACUGAUCCUCAAAGAAGCGCAAGGGCGGGAGAUUUGGGAGACUGCUAACCUGCCUUCCCUAAUUCUCUCCACGUGCACUUACAUUUGUAUUUAUUUUUAUUACUUCAUUGUUGAACAUACCGCACAGUCCAGGGAACUCUUUUUUAAAAGAUCGCGGAAUUAAAAGUCGAACGUUUAGCCUUGGCGUUGGGGCUUUCCGUGUCCAUAAAGAAGUCAAAUCGACGUUCUGUAGAUGCUCUGUAAUUUUGUACAUUUUGUAAAUAUACAGUUUGUAUACUCGACUUUGGUUGUAUAUUUUAUGUAAUAAAUUUUAUUAAGAACUGUU
This is a messenger RNA of Erpetoichthys calabaricus (reedfish), 1732 nucleotides long. RefSeq names its product iroquois homeobox 7 (gene irx7). The record is from RefSeq and is a predicted model, not a curated record. Gene Ontology annotation, biological process: neuron differentiation; regulation of transcription by RNA polymerase II; cell development. Bases 292 to 1455 code for a protein of 387 amino acids. Gene Ontology annotation, cellular component: nucleus. Gene Ontology annotation, molecular function: DNA-binding transcription factor activity, RNA polymerase II-specific; RNA polymerase II cis-regulatory region sequence-specific DNA binding. The transcript is spliced from 2 exons. Lineage: Eukaryota; Metazoa; Chordata; Cladistia; Polypteriformes; Polypteridae.